Molecule: messenger RNA, 681 nt
Organism: Lolium perenne
Lineage: Eukaryota; Viridiplantae; Streptophyta; Magnoliopsida; Poales; Poaceae
Source: RefSeq, a predicted model, not a curated record
AUGGCGGCACGGAUGCGGCGGGACAUCGAGGCGGUGGACAGGAGCGAGGUGGGGGAGCUGAUGGCGGAGGCCAAGGAGUGGCACCGUAUUGCGGCGGAGGUCGCGGCGGGGAGGGAGACGUACCGCGGCGUGAGGAAGCUGCCCUCGGGCAAGUACGCGGCGGAGUUCUCGGACCCCAGCACCCGGGUUCUGUCGUUGCUGGGCACGUACGACACCGCCCUGGUGGCCGCCUGCGCCCACGACAUCAAGGCCAGGAGCCUACACGGUGACAAGGCCACGACCAACUUCGCCUACCCCCCGCCGCCCGACCUCAUCGCCGCCGUGGAAGCCGUGAUUAGCCACCGCAGCUACGCUUACCCCCCGCCACCUGAGCCGUCCUUCUAUGACGUGGCAGCGGCCGCCUUCCACCGCUUCUGCCACCUGUCGAACCUCCUCGGCCAGUCGAUCCACAUUCUGGAGCCGGCGAGGUCAGCCGAGACCUGCUUCAGCAGCACCGGGGACUCCGCUUCUUCCUCAACCAAUGGCCCGAUGCUCAAGAAGCCCCGGGUUGUCGCUCGUCCUACCACCCCUACCCCUAGUACUGAUCAAGAUUGCGAGAUCGCCGGUGAUAACUUCACCGAACAGGAACAACCCAUGGUUGUUCACACUGCCACCGUCGUCAGCUCCGACGCAGCGCUGUAG